CAGCCUCCUUCCAAGCCAGGAUGGAGGAAGCGCCUAGGUGUCCGUGGGAGCACGAUGAGGUAGCGGCCCCGGAGGUCGCCAUGGCUACCGAGCCUGCGUUGGAGCCCACAGUGCCGUCACUAGUGGAUCGUUACUUCACUCGCUGGUACAAAGCGGAUGUCAAGGGAAAACCCUGCGAGGACCACUGUAUACUACAGCACUCUAACCGAAUAUGUGUCAUCACAUUGGCAGAAGCUCAUCCAGUUCUUCAAAGUGGAAAAACAAUUAAAAGCAUUUCCUAUCAAAUCAGUACCAACUGUAGCAGGCUUCAGAACAAGGUGUCUGGGAAAUUUAAACGGGGGGCCCAGUUUCUAACAGAGCUUGCACCUCUGUGUAAGAUUUACUGCUCAGAUGGAGAAGAAUACACUGUAUCUAGCUGUGUUCGAGGACGAUUGAUGGAAGUGAAUGAAAAUAUUCUCCAUAAGCCUUCUAUUCUUCAGGAGAAGCCAUCCACUGAAGGUUACAUUGCAGUUGUGCUGCCCAAAUUUGAAGAAAGUAAAAGCAUCACAGAAGGGUUACUGACACAAAAACAGUAUGAGGAAGUUGUGGUGAAACGUAUUAAUGCCGUAACUGCUGCAUCGUGAGCACGGAGGUGGAAUAAAAAGCAAUGUGGCGUUGAUCGGUGCGUAAAGAAGCCCUGGCGUGCUGCGGGCAGCACACUCGACAGCCGGCCUUCCGCUCAGAAGCCUCGCUGCCCAUUUUUGUCUUCAGCCUCCCAGAUCUGCCCUGCCAGGGACUCACACUGCUAUUUUUUGCUUUUCUAUUUCUAAAUGCUGGCAAACAAAAGAUGUUGGGGUAUUUUUUGUUUGUUUUUUAAUUAAAAACAAGCAAAAUACUUUGAGGAAAUUUGGAAAAGACGAAGGUUUUAAGUAGCAAGUAAAAAUAAUUUACCCAUCAUCCUGUAACUCAUCAGUAAAUGCUACAUUUUGACAUACUUAUAUUUGAAUGUCAGUUCAGGGUUCACUGGUUUUGCUCAAACUUCCAUCCGUUUGAAGGUAAAAGAAACAAGAGCUGGCCUUCCUUACCCCUUCUCUUUCCAUGUGACCCUACCAAAAAGUCUAGUCCCACCCCUUCUGCCUUAAUUCCUCUCCAGGUCACAGGGGAGAGGCAGCAUGUAGAGUGAACCUUCUCCAGCCCUGCCACCUGAUGGCCUUCCUCUGAAACAAAGUAGAACUGGAACGCUGUGGUUCUUGUACGACGGCCAGCACAAAAGGGCUUUGAAAUGUGCAAAGGGCUUGACUUAAAAUACAAAGGGCUUUCCUAACUUGCGGGGUAUUGUAAUGUAGACAUACAUUGUAAUAACAGGGUAAUGAGCAAAGAAGAAGUUACUGUAUUUCAAAGAUACAGGUCUUUGAACAGAACAAAAGCUUUUAUAGCAUUUGAACUAAAAAGCUGAAUUUAUGAUUUAAGAUUGUAUACUUAUGUCCCCUGAAUUUUAAAUAAGAGACUUUAAAAAUUGUUAUUUUUCCUUAAGGGCUGCAACAUGUGUACCUUUAAAUACCUGUUUUUAAAUAAAACAAUCGUUUAAUACAGAAGAAAUCACUUGAUGUGCAAAUCUGUUUGGUUCCCUGUGCCCCUCUGCUGUAGAAGUCAUUGUAUCCCUUCCCCACCCCGACUUGCAC
Molecule: messenger RNA, 1661 nt
Organism: Artibeus jamaicensis (Jamaican fruit-eating bat)
Lineage: Eukaryota; Metazoa; Chordata; Mammalia; Chiroptera; Phyllostomidae
Gene: ABITRAM
Product: actin binding transcription modulator
Exons: 6
Coding region: 21-623 (200 amino acids)
Biological process (GO): regulation of actin filament polymerization; regulation of filopodium assembly; dendrite morphogenesis
Cellular component (GO): lamellipodium; nucleus; dendrite
Molecular function (GO): actin monomer binding; actin filament binding
Source: RefSeq, a predicted model, not a curated record